AUGGCCGAUGCAGAAAAGCAAGACAAGGCUUUUCCUCCUACAGGGUCUGAACCGAAGCCCCUGGUUGGCCAGGUGACCGAGGAAGUGGUCUUGAGCAAAGAUGGCCUCAAGCUGUUCCCACAGCCCGUCCUCGGCGACGACCUCGACCCCCUGAACUGGUCUUCUGCGCAAAAACACACAAUAUUGGCCAUUGUAAUGUCACUGUAUUUCAUGUUCACCUACAUCACCACGACCACCGUCCCAUCCUUCCCCGAUCUCCAAACCACCUACUCCGCAACCCUAGAACAAGCAAACUGGACCGUCGCUAUCCCCGCUCUCGGCCUUGCUCUGGGCCCGUUGCUCUGGGCGUCCCCAGCCGACAUCAUCGGUCGACGGCCCAUCUUCAUCCUCGGCACUCUCAUGGCCCUGGUCUCGACCAUCGGGGCCGCGUUGGCGCCGACCUACUCCGGUUACAUGGCGGCUCGGUUCUUUCAGGGCUUGGGAGUAAGCCCUGCGUCCAAUGUCGGUUUGGCCAUCAUCAACGAUAUUUUCUUUGACCAUGAGCGAGGGCAGAAGCUGGGGCUUUGGGUCCUGGCUAUUGACCAAGGGCUGUUGUUUGGGCCGUUGAUCGGUGGGUUUGUGAAUAUUGCGGGUUAUCAGUGGAUUCAGUGGGUUUCGGCCAUUCUCUUUGGGGUUAUUCUUCUUGCGGAGGUGUUCUUCCUCCCCGAGACGCUCUAUCCGCGCCAUCUUAUGCUUGCACAAAAGCAUGGGGUUCGAACGGCUGCUGUCCAGGCGGGUGAUGAGAAGGCCUUGACGGAGAGUUGGUCUUCUUCAAGGAACAUGCACAUGACUGUGCCGAAAACGAAGAAGUUGCCCUUUGCCAAUGUCUCGCCACUCCCGGGAAUCAAGCACCCAAAGCCGUAUGACACCAUCAUACGCUUCAUCAAGACCUUCAAGUACAUUGUGGUCCCCGUCUCCAUCAUGACCUACUGCUUUGGCUGGUACUGGUGGGUGCUUUCGGUUGUGACGCUGGUCCCCAUCGCCUACGCGACAUAUGCGGUACACAUUCAGGGGCUUUUAUAUCUCGGCCUGAUUGUGGGCACCUUGAUUUCCGAAAUCUUUUGCUCCGGCCGUCUGAGCGACUGGAUGGUGGUCAAACUCGCCAAGUCCAACAACAACCAAAAGACGCCAGAGAUGCGUUUGUGGCUAGCAUAUCCCGCCGCCGUCUUGACUGCGGUUGGUCUAAUUGUCUGGGGCGUCAGUGUGGAUCAGGGCUACCACUGGAUGGUGGGCCAAGUAGCCUUUGCUCUCUUUGGUGCCGGCAUCCAAAUGGGAAACACGGCCAUCUGUUCGUACGUGGUGGAUGCCUACCCGAUGCAGAGCAUGGCCACCAUGACCUUUUAUGCCGUCAUGCUAAACUUGUCCGCCUUUGUUGACCCAUUCUUCAUUGUGCCGUGGGUCGACAAUGUCGGCUUUACCUGGGCGUUUGCUGGUCAUGCCAUAAUCACCGUCUUCUUUUGCAUUCCGCUGCUGGCAGCAUUGCAUCGAUUCGGCCCGGCAAUGCGUGAGAAAUCCGGAAGCCCAUCGUGGGUAAACCCGGAAUUCGAGCAGACUGACAUGGAUGCGGCGAGCUGAGUUCAGCGUUGACUAGGUAGAAAUAAUAUUCUU
Molecule: messenger RNA, 1647 nt
Organism: Canariomyces notabilis
Lineage: Eukaryota; Fungi; Ascomycota; Sordariomycetes; Sordariales; Chaetomiaceae
Product: putative MFS transporter
Exons: 4
Coding region: 1-1614 (537 amino acids)
Biological process (GO): transmembrane transport
Cellular component (GO): plasma membrane
Molecular function (GO): transmembrane transporter activity
Source: RefSeq, a predicted model, not a curated record